AUGCAGGGCGCAGCUCGCACUGACACAGAGCUUGUGUCCUCCAUGAUGCAAAAAAUCACUCUGUUGGAAGAAAAAAUACAGAAACAAGCACAAGAAAUCCAACUGAAGGAUAGGAGGAUUGCUGAACUUGAAGAGAAGAUGAAGACUAGUCAGAAAGGAGAAGAUGCUUCCAGUUCAUCCACAGCAGAGGAACUGGAAGUUAGGUGCUUUCAGCUGCAGACCCAGGUCUGGGAGAUGGAGCGGUUUCUAAAUGACUAUGGUCUGGUUUGGGUUGGAGAGAGACAUGAACAGCUGGAAGAUAUAGAAUCACUAAAGGAUGAAGAAGAACUACCAGCAAGGAGCCUCUGGAAGCCAGGUGAAGCAGUUGUUUCCACACACCAGAUUGAUUUUGAUUUAAUCUUGGAAAAGGUGAAGGAUUUGAAUGUGCUGGCUGGAGAAGGCAUUUCUCAAAUCGAGCACACGCCUGGGGGUGCUCGGCUGAGACAGCCAGAACCUCUCCCUCUUACGCUGUAUCAAAACGGCAUCAUCAUGUUCAACAGACCCUUUCGGCCCUACGAGGACCCAUCGACACAGCAAUGCAUGCAGGAUAUUAUGGAUGGCUAUUUCCCUUCAGAGUUGCAAAUGCACUACCCAGAUGGCAUCCCUUUGCAGGUCAUUGACAGAAGGGACAUGGUAUUUCGGGAGAGAGACCUUCCAGGGAGUUUUCCUGGCCCUGGCCAAGUGGUUGGCUAUUCAAAGUCAAGUGAGGUGCAGGAGACCACUGAGAUCCCAGGUCCCAAACUCUCCUUGGAACAGUUUCUCAACAAACUUUCCAAGCCCUUGAAACACGGAGAAGCAAUCAGUGUCCGAGGCUCGGCCAGAGCAGCACAGCAGGGCUCUAGUGGGGUGCAGAGCAGCAACGAGAUCCUGGUGGAGACACCUAGGCUGUCUGCCCUGGAGAGGGUGAAGACAGCUGAAGAGGCUGAAACUUCUGCCCCUGAUAUCUGCACCCUCCGCAUCAAAUCUGAGAGCGGGGAGCAGACGUACAUCAUAAAGAUGCUGUUCACAGAGACCAUAGGGGACCUGCGCCAACGCCUUGCCCACGCCAGGGGUGGAGACUCCAACUCAUAUGAGAUCAUCAGUACCUUUCCCCAGAGGGUGUACACGGACAACUCCAGGAGCCUGCAGGAAUGUGGCCUGAUCCCCAAUGCCUCCUUGCUGCUGCGGAGAAGAGACCCCUCCCAACAAGAGGGGACAGGGCUGUAA
Phalacrocorax carbo (great cormorant) is the source of this 1245-nucleotide messenger RNA. The record is from RefSeq and is a predicted model, not a curated record. Lineage: Eukaryota; Metazoa; Chordata; Aves; Suliformes; Phalacrocoracidae.